Asparagus officinalis (garden asparagus) is the source of this 1953-nucleotide messenger RNA. RefSeq lists its product as uncharacterized. The transcript is spliced from 4 exons. Lineage: Eukaryota; Viridiplantae; Streptophyta; Magnoliopsida; Asparagales; Asparagaceae. The coding region runs from base 29 to 1309 and encodes 426 amino acids. The record is from RefSeq and is a predicted model, not a curated record.
GGUUUAUCGUCCGUCCUAAAAGUGCAAAAUGUGGAGAAGAGGGGAUUUCGUCUGGAAAAGGGCAGGAUCACGCCGUUUCCAGAGCGCCGUCAGACGUAACGUCGUCGAGGAUGAGGGUGACUGGAAGUACGCUUCUGAAUGGUGGGGAGCCGAGGGAUCUGACGGCGGCCACACGGUUUUCCGGUCCACGUCGGAUCACGGUAACGGCGUCGUCUCCGUCGUCUCUUACCCUUGUUCGAAGCCGGCUCCAGAACAAUUGCCAGCUGUAGAGAAGUGGCUUCAACAAAGGUACACAAAGCUCCACCCAGAAUUCGAACACAAUGAGCAGUUUAAGGUACUUGGUUAUCAAUGGCGCGUUCUUCACUUUAAUGACAACACUCGUCAAAGCGCUACCAAAGUAAUGGCUGCAUACAGAAAAUCAGACCCUGCAUCAUUAUAUUUAAUGCAACAGCCAAAUUGUUUGCCCGUCCCAUAUUUAAAAAGUAUGGUAUCAGCUGGAUUGACUUCGUUAGCUUCUUCGGGUUAUGAUAUUUUUGAAGCAGUUGCUGGAAAGAGAACUCUAAAUGUUCUAUGCAUUGGUCAUGGAGGUGGUAAUCUACCUUUAUUCUUGGCCAGUAAAAUUAAAGGUGCCAAUGUCCACAGUGUCGAGAUUGAUCCUGUUGUAAUUGCCGCCUCCACUCAAGUAAUGGGCUUUCCUUCAUCUACUGUAAUGGAAAAAACUUUAGUUCAAAUAUCCUCCCCACAACCUACUGAUUCCGAACAAUUACUUUGGCAAGAUGUCCAUCAGCGAAUUUCUUUGUACAGAGCAGACGCUGAGGAUUUCAUUCUUAACUCUUCAAACACCUAUGAUUUAAUGUUUGUGGAUGCUUACGAUGGCGAUGACAUUUUUCCACACAAACUGUGGGAUCCAAAGGGUUUGUUUCUUAAAUCUCUCAAAGAGAGGCUUCAUCCUGUCCAUGGAACUGUUGCUGUCAAUCUUCAUUCAGAUUCAGAUGUUUUGGCUUCUGGGAUGGCCGUUAAUUGUUCUUCUGAGUUCAUUUUGCCCAUGGGAAAAUAUAUAUCACAGGUUUGCAGAUCUUAUAAGGAUAAUAUUGGGUUGGCUUACAAGGUUUCGGUUCCUUGGCUUUGCAAUAUCACUUUGGUUGCGAGUACCGGUGUGGGGUUGAGAAAUGGCAGUGGAGGGGUUACUGUUAGUAGGGAUUUGAUACUGAGUUCUCUUGUAUCCAAAUCCAAUUUGGUGGAGCUUUUGCUUGACUUGCCAUUUCCUUGUUUGGAAUACAUCAAGAGAGGAUUUGUGCUGGUUGAUUGAUAAAUUAGGAUACCGUUUUUCUUUUUUCAUUGUUGUAUGUUAGAUAUUUCUCCUAUGUCAUAUAGGUGAUAGAGAGUUUAGCAAUGGGAUGCCCAGUAGGUCACAUGGUAAAGCCGUUUCGCUCCCUCAUGCGGGGUCUGGGUUUGAUUGUUGUAUGUUAGAUAUUUCUCCUAUGUCAUAUAGGUAAUAGGGAGUUUAGCAAUGGGAUGCCCAGUAGGUCACAUGGUAAAGCCGUUUCGCUUCCUCAUGGGCGGUCUGGGUUCGAUUCCCGUCUGCGCCAAAGGCACCAUCCAAAAAAAUAGAGAGAUUAGCGAUAGUUGUGUAAUGAAAUCAUGAACGAUUCCAGUUUUCUGUGGCCAUGGAAACAUUCUUUGAUAUUUCUCUUCAAGAAUAAACAUGACGUGAACUAUAUGUAAUAGCUAUGGAAUUUUGGAUAGUUUGUUCUUUUAACUGGCAUUUGCUGCCAUUCAGAAUUUUGCAUAAAGAUCCCCAUCAAUUUCUUUUUCACGUUUUGUAAUUUUGCAGUUCUGUUAUGUAAUUGUUGGCAGUUGGACACUCUUUUAAUAUGUUCACAGUCGGUUUUUGUAAGUAUGGAUGAACAGAUCAAUGUUUACAUCUAUGAUAAAAUAAGACUUAUUUAUGUA